Messenger RNA from Tetrahymena thermophila SB210, 501 nucleotides. RefSeq lists its product as hypothetical. The transcript is spliced from 2 exons. The record is from RefSeq and is a predicted model, not a curated record. NCBI's taxonomy places the organism in Eukaryota, Ciliophora, Oligohymenophorea, Hymenostomatida, Tetrahymenidae.
AUGUCAAAUAAAAAUCAAAGGAAUGUUAAGGUAAUAGAAUAAGAAGGAGAAAUAGACGAAGACGUAGAUAAUUAAGUGUAAUAAUAAAUUUCAAAUUCUGAUUCAUAAAAAAACAACCUAAGCAGAACAAAUAUCUAAGGCGAACAUGUUUAGGAAUCCUAAUAGAUAAAAGUCAAGAAUGAAUGCAAAGAAAAAGUAUUUGACGAUAUUAUAGGUUUAAAAAGUUACUUUGAAGAGUAUAAAAGUAAAGAACUUAAUGAAAUUAGUGACAAGAUAAGUAACUUAAAGAUAGCACAAGAAAAUAAUAAAAUAAGCAUUUAAAAAGUGAAAGAAAACAUUUCAGAAGAAGAGAAAAUUAAGCAAAUCAGAUAAGUAUUUUAAUUAGCUCCCUUAUAUAUACUAAAGCUCAAAGGAUUAAAAAACCGUAUGGCCAAGAUAGAAGACAAACUUUCUAGUGCGAAAAAUAAACUUAAUUUGUAAAAUACCUAAAAUAACAAAUGA